UCAGACUUUUUUUCAUUGUGUGUCAUAAAAGAGAAUUAGGAAAUUUUGUCCGUUCUUGCAAAAAGGAGUACAAUGUCGAUUUUGGAGAAUAUCAGAGAAUGGUUUACAUCAGAAACUGCUCGAAAUAAGAAUUCGUCAUUGAUUGCUGGAUUAUUGUUCUUUGCAGGAUGGUGGACAUUAAUAGAUGCAAUGUCUGUGGAUCCAAAACAUCAAAUAACGACUGGCCAUGUCUUUAUAGGGGUAUUUGGCACCAUCAGCUUCUUUAUGGUUAACACAGUCAAAAACUCGCACAUCUCCGAAGAUAAUACAUCCGAGUCUGGAGCUAGACUUGCCAAAAUAUGGCUUCUCAUCGGAUUUGUUAUGGGCUUUGCUUCCAUUAUUGCCGCCAUUUGGGUUAUGAUAGAUGACUUCAUAAAUAAUCCUAAAAAGGAGUCGGGUUUAGGGGUAGCUUUACUCAUGCAAAAUGUGUUGAUACUUUUUGCUAAUCUUACCUAUAAAUUUGGUCGUGACGAGGAGUUAUGGAAUGAGUAGAGAGGAGGUCAAGUAUAUUUAAUAAAUUUAAGGGCAUCUUAACAUAAUAUUAUCGACAUUUAUAUAAAUAACCGUAUUGGAUCUUAUCGAUCAAAAAACUAGAAAUAAAAAAUCUCACUACUGAUAAAUA
Molecule: messenger RNA, 661 nt
Organism: Stomoxys calcitrans (stable fly)
Lineage: Eukaryota; Metazoa; Arthropoda; Insecta; Diptera; Muscidae
Product: transmembrane protein 50B
Exons: 4
Coding region: 73-531 (152 amino acids)
Biological process (GO): late endosome to vacuole transport via multivesicular body sorting pathway; protein targeting to vacuole
Source: RefSeq, a predicted model, not a curated record